This is a messenger RNA of Mucor mucedo, 2281 nucleotides long. RefSeq names its product P-loop containing nucleoside triphosphate hydrolase protein. The transcript has 2 exons. The record is from RefSeq and is a predicted model, not a curated record. Gene Ontology annotation, cellular component: mitochondrion. Gene Ontology annotation, molecular function: nucleic acid binding; ATP binding. Bases 78 to 2114 code for a protein of 678 amino acids. NCBI's taxonomy places the organism in Eukaryota, Fungi, Mucoromycota, Mucoromycetes, Mucorales, Mucoraceae.
AUGGCUUAAAAGGGGGACAUAAUUCUACGCAUUUUUUUUUUCUAGAUCAACCCUUGUUUACUUUACUUAAAUUAACAAUGUUCAGUAAAGUCUUAAUACCCUCUGCUCUCAAGUUGUCUGCUGGUCCUCGUACCUUUGCUACUUUAUCAAGAAGUAUUAGCAGAAUUAGUCCUGUUCGUUCUCUUAUCCGUAAUCAAGAGAUCCGUCCUCGUAUUUUGAACGAUCUCAAGAUCUCUCCUUAUGCUUUCCUCCACACACAGUCUACAGCUCCUACUUCAGUCGCUGAGCUUGUCAAGGAAGAAAUCAACGACGAUGUUGUUCCUGCCAUUGAACCCGUUGCUGUUGUCGAAAAGAUGAGAUUUGAUGCCAUUGAAGCUAUCAACCCUAUCACCCAAAGAGCUAUCAAGCAAGUAUUCAAGUAUGAGGAGAUGUCUGCAGUUCAAGAAGCUGUCUUGAUGAAAUUACCCAACGAAACCGAUAUGUUUGUCAAAGCCAAGACAGGUACUGGUAAGACACUUGCGUUCUUGACUGCCGCUAUCGAGACUGCUGUUGCCGGUCAAUCUGCCAACGAUAUGAAGCACUUUGAAGGCACCUCCAUCAUGGUUAUCUCCCCUACCCGUGAACUUGCUAACCAAAUUGCUGAUGAAGCUCAAAAGUUGGUCAACUAUUAUCCUUUCAAGGUCCACUGUAUGGUCGGUGGUGAUUCCAAGAGACGUCAAAUCAUGAACUUGGAACGUCGUCGUUGUGAUAUUGUUGUUGCUACCCCCGGUCGUCUUCAAGAUAUGCUCUCUUCCGUACCUCGUUUCAAGAAGAUGUGCGAGAACUUGAAGGUGCUUGUUUUGGAUGAAGCCGAUCAAUUAUUGGAUAUGGGUUUCAAGGCUGAACUUCAACGUAUUUUGAGUCAAAUCCCUGAGAAACGUCAAACUAUGCUUUACUCCGCUACUAUUUCUCCCGAGAUCCGUAACAAUUUGGGUAAAUUUGCUCUUUCUCCCAACUAUGACUUGAUUGAUACCGUCGGUAAGGAUGAUGUGAACACCAACAUUAACGUCAAGCAAUCCGCUUUGGUUGCUCCCUAUGGUGAUCAAAUGGCUCUUAUCCGUAACACAUUGGAGACCCAUGAAGGUGCCACCAACGGUAAGGUCAUUGUUUUCUUGCCCACUACCAAGGCUACCAUGGUCUAUGCCAAUGCCUUCAAGAGAUUAAUGCCUGAUCGUAUGGUCUAUGAGAUUCAUUCCAAGAAGGGUCAAGAUCAACGUUCUCGUAUUGCCGAUAAGUUUAGAAACUCCAAGGAAUCCAGCAUUUUGUUCACAUCCGAUGUCUCUGCUCGUGGUGUUGAUUACCCUGGUGUCAAACUCGUUGUUCAAGUCGGUGUUCCCUCUACUCGUGAACAAUAUAUCCAUCGUCUUGGUCGUACCGGUCGCGCUGGUCGUGAAGGUGAAGGUAUUAUUGUCUUGGCUCCUUUCGAAGAAGCUUUCUUGCACAAGGAAGUUGCUGAUCUCCCCAUCGAAAAGGUCGAAUCCGUUGCUCUUACUCAACAAGAAAUCACCGAAACCAAUGAACUCGUUACCAAGUCUAUUCACUCUAUGGAAGAAGAUAUGGUGAGAGAAAUUUAUACCGCCUACUUGGGUUAUUACUCUGGUAGAAUGCCCAUGUUGGGUCAACGUCGUACAAUGGCUUUAACCGAAGCCAACAAGUUUUUGGAAGGUCUCGGUAUUACAGAAAUCCCUCAUUUGAGUCCUCGUUUCUUGGCUCAACUUGGUUUAAGUGGUGCCGGUGGUGGAAAUGAUCGUGGUGGAAACCGUGGUGGUUUCAGCCGUGGUGGUGAUCGUGGUGGAUUCAGCCGUGGUGGUGACCGUGGUGGAUUCAACCGUGGUGACCGUGGUGACCGUGGUGGAUUCAGCCGUGGUGGUGAUCGUGAAGAUCGUGGAUUUAACCGUGAACGUCGUGAUAGCUUUAGCAGCCGUGAUGAUAGCUUCGGUAGCUUCAAGCGUCGUGAUGAUUUCGGAUCUCGUGAUGGUGGCUUCAAGAGCCGUGAUAACGACCGUGAAGGUGGUUUCAAGAGUCGCGAUAACUUUAACCGUCGUGGUAGCUUCAACCGUCGUGAAGACAAGUAAACAACUUGACAAAAUCCCCUCAAAACCCCUCUCCAUCUUUUAUUUUUCUCUUUUUAAAUUUGGAAAAAAAAUUAUAUAACUUAGAAAUUUCUGUAAAUAACAUUUUUAUCCCAUUUUCCCUUUUUCAUUAUACUAAAUAAAACCUUAAACAAAUUAUUUUAAAUCAC